CACAAACAGCAACGAUGCCAAAGGCCAAGAAGACGAGAAAGUUCGCUCAGGUGAAGCGAAUCAUCAACCCUAAGGACAUCAAGUCCGACAAGGAGAAGAAGAAGGAGCGCGAAGAAGCCGAAAAGAAAAAGCAACAAGAACUCAUCCGCGAAAUCCCGCAAGUCGCCUCCUCCCUCUUCCUCCAAUACAACACCUCCCUCGUCCCACCCUACCAAGUCCUCGUCGACACAAACUUCAUCAACUUCUCCAUCUCCAACAAACUCGACAUCAUCCCCUCCAUGAUGGACACCCUCUACGCCAAAGCAAUCCCAAUCAUCACAGACUGCGUGCUCGCCGAACUCGAAAAGCUCGGUCCUAAAUACCGUAUCGCGCUCCGUAUCGCGAAGGACCCGAGGUUCGAGAGAAUAAAGUGUAGUCAUAAGGGAACGUAUGCGGAUGAUUGCUUGGUGAAUCGGGUUAUGAUGCAUAAGUGUUAUAUUGUGGCGACGAAUGAUCAGGAUUUGAGGAGGAGGUUGAGGAAGAUUCCGGGUGUGCCGAUUAUGUUUGUGGGGAAUCAUAAGUAUCAGAUUGAGAGGUUGCCUGAUGCCGUGCACUGAGUCUGAGCUGCCGUCAGGCCGCGGGGACCGAUGGGUGGAGCAGGCAGGAGAGGGG
Saitoella complicata NRRL Y-17804 is the source of this 651-nucleotide messenger RNA. Its product is annotated as Fcf1-domain-containing protein. The transcript is spliced from 2 exons. Lineage: Eukaryota; Fungi; Ascomycota; Saitoellomycetes; Saitoellales; Saitoellaceae. The coding region runs from base 15 to 596 and encodes 193 amino acids. The record is from RefSeq and is a predicted model, not a curated record. Gene Ontology annotation, cellular component: small-subunit processome; nucleolus.